Molecule: messenger RNA, 1954 nt
Organism: Chaetura pelagica (chimney swift)
Lineage: Eukaryota; Metazoa; Chordata; Aves; Apodiformes; Apodidae
Gene: CDC23
Product: cell division cycle 23
Exons: 15
Coding region: 1-1668 (555 amino acids)
Biological process (GO): cell division
Cellular component (GO): anaphase-promoting complex
Molecular function (GO): protein binding
Source: RefSeq, a predicted model, not a curated record
AUGGGUCUGUUCCUCAAGCCUGUCCAGGCACAGGGAACAGCAAACCAUCCUGAAGAGUCUGGGCUCCAGGGUGGGUUGCAAGUAGAUCUCAAUAAAUAUAAAGUCCUGGAGGAUGCUCGUGACCUCGAUGCCUACACUUUGGCCAAGUCUUACUUUGAUCUCAAGGAGUAUGACCGGGCUGCCUAUUUCCUGCGGGGCUGCAAGAGUCAGAAAGCUUAUUUCUUGUACAUGUACUCCAGGUACCUGUCAGGGGAAAAGAAGAAGGAUGAUGAGACAGUGGAUAGUUUGGGACCUCUGGAAAAAGGACAGGUGAAGAAUGAAGCCCUACGAGAACUGAGAGUUGAGCUCAGCAAGAAACACAAGGCACGGGAACUGGAUGGAUUUGGCCUUUAUCUGUAUGGUGUCGUGCUGCGGAAGCUGGACCUGGUGAAAGAAGCCAUAGAUGUAUUUGUUGAAGCUACCCAUGUCCUACCUUUGCACUGGGGAGCCUGGCUGGAACUUUGCAACUUGAUUACAGAUAAAGAGAUGUUGAAGUUCCUGUCCUUGCCAGAUACAUGGAUGAAAGAGUUCUUUCUUGCACACAUUUAUACAGAGCUGCAGCUGAUAGAAGAGGCUCUGCAGAAGUAUCAGAGUCUCAUUGAUGCAGGAUUUUCCAAAAGCACAUACAUCAUCUCUCAGAUUGCAGUUGCCUACCACAAUAUCCGAGAUAUUGACAAAGCUUUAUCCAUCUUUAACGAGCUAAGGAAACAAGAUCCUUACAGGAUAGAAAACAUGGACACUUUCUCCAACUUGCUAUAUGUAAGGAGCAUGAAGCCUGAGUUGAGCUACCUGGCCCACAACCUCUGCGAGAUAGACAAGUACCGUGUGGAGACCUGCUGUGUCAUUGGGAAUUAUUACAGCUUGCGUUCCCAGCACGAAAAAGCAGCGCUCUAUUUCCAGAGGGCCUUGAAACUGAAUCCUCGCUAUCUGGGAGCCUGGACACUCAUGGGACAUGAAUAUAUGGAAAUGAAGAACACAUCUGCAGCUAUCCAGGCUUACAGACAUGCAAUAGAGGUGAACAAAAGGGACUACAGAGCAUGGUAUGGCUUGGGCCAGACCUAUGAAAUCCUCAAAAUGCCAUUUUACUGUCUCUAUUACUACCGCCGGGCCCACCAGCUCAGACCAAACGAUUCUCGAAUGCUGGUGGCUCUAGGAGAAUGCUAUGAGAAACUCAAUCAGUUGGUGGAAGCUAAAAAGUGCUAUUGGAGAGCUUAUGCUGUGGGAGAUGUGGAGAAAAUGGCAUUGGUGAAACUAGCAAAGCUGCACGAACAGCUGAAUGAGUCUGAACAGGCAGCUCAGUGCUAUAUCAAGUACAUCCAGGAUAUUUAUUCCUGUGGGGAGAUAGUAGAGCACCUGGAGGUCAGCACUGCCUUCCGUUAUCUGGCCCAGUACUACUUCAAGUGCAAGCUGUGGGACGAAGCCUCGGCCUGUGCCCAGAAGUGCUGUGCCUUCAAUGAUACUAGAGAAGAAGGAAAGGCCCUGCUGCGCCAGAUCCUGCAGCUUCGCAACCAAGGAGAAACAUCAUCCACAGAUAUUGCUGCUCCCUUUUUCCUCCCGGCAUCAUUGUCAGCCAACAACACUCCCACACGUCGUGUCUCCCCACUCAACCUGUCUUCUGUAACACCAUGAACAAUGCUGAUACCUCUAACCUGUGCACUGAGUGUGACAUAGCAGAUGGGGCUUGCCAUCGCUUCUUUCCAGUGACAUUCAUUGCUGCCUUCACGUGAGGGGCAGGAGAUCCUAGAGCCCACAGCUGAAGGCAGAUGUGCUCCAGCAGGCAAAGGUGCAACCUACAUGAAAUUGUCUGUGCUGAGAUGUGAGAACCUGCUGUACUUCUCAGCAAGUCAUUCCAGUCAGAGGGCAGAUGUGUUCCAGAACACAGGACUACUGCUAACUGGGGGACUGGGAAGAGCUU